UCGCUUCGGACUUUGUACGACGAACGAAACGGGUGUAAAACUGAUCUCGGAACAGCGGUGGACUCGCUGGACACGAAGCGGGACGAACGAGACCUUCUGUAGUGGAGCUGCGGCGCGAGAGUGAGGGCAAGACACGGGCAACUUCCGGCCACGUGACGACGAUGUCCGACGCGAAAUUGGUCGUGUUCGAUUUGGACUACACACUCUGGCCCUUCUGGGUGGACACACACGUGGAGCCUCCGUUUCACAAGGACAAACGGGGUGGAGUGCUGGACGCACGGGGACAUCCUGUGUCCCUCUACAGGGAAACGGUGGAAGUGCUGAGCUCCCUGCACGGCCGGGGGAUCCCGCUGGGAGUGGCGUCUCGCACCAGCGAGGUGAUGGGAGCCAAUCAGCUGCUGGAGCUCUUCAGUCUCGAACAAUACCUGUCCUUCAAGGAGAUUUACCCUGGAUCCAAGGUCACACACUUUAAGAAGCUGCAGAGGGACAGCGGAGUGUCUUUCAAAGAGAUGGUAUUCUUCGAUGAUGAGCAGAGGAACAUCACCGAUGUCAGUAAACUAGGUGUCCAUUGUGUCCUGGUUCCUGAUGGAGUGACCAAGACAUUAGUAAAUGAGGCUCUUCUCAGGUUCUGCAGCAAUCGUCCAGCAGCCUGAUGCACUGGAGCCCUGGAUGGUGGGGUUGAGGCGUGUGUGUGUGUGUGUGUGUGUGUGUGUGUGUGUGUUUAUAAUGUGAGCAUCUGGAGGUUUGCUCAACGUCUGAACAGCAACUAGGACUUCAAACUGCUUGUCCUCAUAUGAUCGUUGACCUGCUUGUACCGUAGGAGCCUCUUGAGCUGGAUUGGGAUGGAGAAACUCUGCUCUCGGGGAGAGAAAAGGUAAAUAAUGGUGCAUAAUGGUGCGCUGGGGGUGCAGGUUCACUCUCUCAUCGUAUGAGCACAGCUGUGACUGAAAGUGUUUCCUGCUCCAAAGUCACUUUUACCACUGAGUCACAGUCAGUACAAGGGAGGAAAAAAAUCUAUUUAUUUUAUAGGUUACGUUCUGUAAAACUCCUGUACAGCUGUAAUAAUUAGGAAAUAUCAGUUUUUAAUAUGUGUAAUUUCAAGCUACUGUGCAGCUGGUCCAUCCCACACCGCCAUUAGGUUUGCGUGGCCUUUACUGCCAUCUGUCAGCUGGGAGGGUAAACGGCUCACUUUUACCUCGCUGUCAGUUCCGUUUAGUUCACUUCUGUGACACUUUUCUCCAGAGUGACUCACAGUGUAGGUGGGACUAGUUAAGAUGUGUUCAGAAUGUAAUAUUUUUCUCUGUGCGCUGCUGUACCAGCUGCUCUGUCCCCCCAGGACAGAAAUUUAUAGAAAUAUAAAAUAAAAACAAAAUAAAGUGGGAAACGGUUGAGUCAGGGGCUGCUGCUGUUCCUUACCGUUCCCCCGAGGACACCGAACCAGCAGUGCCGCUGCUCCAGGUUCGCAGCGAGGGAACGUACCGGAAAUGUUGUCCUGCGGCGUCCGUCUCCACCCGUCUGUCCACCUCUUGUCCUCUGGUCUCGCUGUCUGAGUAGAAGGUGAGAGCGUUGAUUCGCCAGCCGUGCCGUUACACUCUGUGACACUCGUCCCCCAGACGGCCCCGUGUUUCUCGGGCCUCGAGUUAUAAUUGCACUGUAAUUUUAAUAACGCAUAAUUGAGGCGCCGUUGCGUGCGGCGCUCGGUACUGUGAGCGACCGCAGCGGCGAGACGGUAAACACAGGUGCGCUUCCUGCCUGUCAAGACCGCCUGAACUUGAACUGCUCUUUGGAGGAGACAAGUAAAAAUGUUUUAUAGUCCUGCUGAGUUUAAUUUGAGUCCCAGCCUGGAAACAACUGUGUAACCAUGGAAACGGAACUCGGAUGGACACAAUGGAUGCGCGGUGCCGGUUCGCUCGCCACCUCAACCCCUGUGCUCUGAUAUUGUGUUCAAAAAUGUAUUUUUCAGAUAAAAUAUUUUUAAAAAAUGCUUUUAAACUUGACACACUACAGUCCUCCAGUUGUCGUCGAGGCGCUUGUGGAGCACGACCACAGUGCGUCAACCGUGACCGUUGUGUCCAACAGCAUCUUGAGUGGAGACCAACCUAAAGUACAGUCUAAUAAAGUGAACAUUCACAAGAGAGACUAAAGUGCACAACUGAGCUGGCUGUAAACACUUUGGAUUGCGGUGCUUUCGUCUCGCUGGAAAACUGGGGAAUCGAAACGCAGACCGCAGCUCGCUUUGAGCCUCGGGAGGAGCGGCACAAUCUGGCAACCGCGGCUCAUAGCGCCCGCCUUCGGAGCCCCGCGUCACGUCUCAUUGGUCCGUUGUGUCGUCAGUCUCCCGCAGCUCCGCCUUGGCACCGCUUUCAUCUCUCUCCCACCUCCUGUUCUCAUCUCCUGCUCCUUGCUCUGCUCCUAUCUGUGGUUCCCCAGCCGCCCUCGUCUCCCUCACCUCAUUUCUCUCUCCGCCGCACUAAAGAUUCGCUGUCAAGUUUCUCGGAGAAAAUCGAAGACUAAUUAAGAUUGUUAAUGAAGAUUUAAUUUCUGACUUCAAACGAAGCAGUGAGCGCAGAGCGGCUUGGGAGCAGAGGGCCCACAGGAGUGACCGUGUGGAUGGGGGUCGAGGAGAGGGACCUUCGGCUCAUGAACACAGCAGAAACGCAGUCAUAAAGAGAGAAAUAAAAAUGCAGCGAGAAUGCACGUUCAAUGGUCCAAGAGCAGGAAGGCUGGAGUAAUGAAUUGCAUCUUUCUGCGGGGGGGAUUCCACUCACCUCUCCGUGUGAGCUUCAAACAUAACUGCUACUGUAUGGGUACUUUGUUGGCACACACACACACACACACACACACACACACACACAGCCAUCCCCUACUUGAGUAUUUUUAAUAUAAUACGUGUCCUGUGCUCCUCCUGCAGCUCCCUGAUUGAUCUUUCUACAAUAUUUACACAUGUAUGGAAAUAUUAUAGCGCCCACCGGUGGAAGGCAGAGAGCGCAGGUCUGCGAGAUUGCACUCGACGGGGGGUCUGAGGUGCGUUGGUGAAAAAGAGACCCCCCGCUGAGUAAAAGGCUGCAUCUGUAGGUUGUUUUCCAUAAAAGGAGCAGCUAAGCACAAGAAAACGAGUGGCUUCGGUUCGUAGCUCCCAAAUGGAGCGGAAGGGCCGGAAAGUGCCGGAAGGACGCCGUGCGCACGCUGGCUCAGCUGGACUCCUUGAGCUGCACCGCUCACGCACACACAUACUUCUCACACACGGGGCCAGAUUCUCUGUGGAGUCGCGCCAUUUUACAGCCCUCGCAGCUCGUCCGUCGGUCUUCUCCGCACACGGGCUCCUCAUCUACAGACGUCCCCAUUAUGAGUCUUCGAAGACACAAACAUUUUCCACAUUAUUUCUUAUUCCGUUUCCAAUUUUUUAUGCUCAGAAGUAAAGACCACCUAAUGUGUGUUUACACACUGAACUGAUGGAUGGCAGUAAGAAGCACCCAAGCAGAAUUUCAGCGCAGGAUUCAACUCGUGUCUGGAGUUCCUGAGUGUCGCAGAUCAACGAUAAGAUGUGGAAUGUCAAACGUUUUUAUGGAUGAAUGUGUCCAGUCAGCACUGAAUUUCCACAAACUUUUGCACAGUACGUUUAUUACAGCUAAAUCCAAUAUUUUUAUGCUAUCUGAGCUGUAAAUCCUGUAAAUUGAGGGAUGUCUGUAUUAUUGACCUUUUAUUGAUUGUCUUUUGGGGUGAAAAUCAAUUACUUUUGACUGAUGAAAACAGUUCAUGGAUUUCCG
This is a messenger RNA of Scleropages formosus (Asian bonytongue), 3767 nucleotides long. RefSeq names its product magnesium dependent phosphatase 1 (gene mdp1). Lineage: Eukaryota; Metazoa; Chordata; Actinopteri; Osteoglossiformes; Osteoglossidae. The record is from RefSeq and is a predicted model, not a curated record. Gene Ontology annotation, molecular function: acid phosphatase activity. The transcript has 6 exons. The coding region runs from base 162 to 653 and encodes 163 amino acids.